Molecule: messenger RNA, 3003 nt
Organism: Anguilla anguilla (European eel)
Lineage: Eukaryota; Metazoa; Chordata; Actinopteri; Anguilliformes; Anguillidae
Gene: clptm1
Product: CLPTM1 regulator of GABA type A receptor forward trafficking
Exons: 14
Coding region: 85-1989 (634 amino acids)
Cellular component (GO): membrane; endomembrane system
Source: RefSeq, a predicted model, not a curated record
GGAUUGAACGGUUUUUAAAAAACGUCAUGACGUAUGUAAUUUCAGUUCUCGCGAGAGUACGAUCACACCAGAGAGGCAGGGAAGAUGGCGGCGCAGGAGACUGAAGCAGCAAGACAACCAGCCCUAAGCAACGGCGAGGUGAGCAGCAAUGGAGCUGCGGGAGGAGAGCAGGCCGUUCAGACUGCGCAGGCUGCGCAGGACCCGCAGCAGCAGCAGCAGCCGCAGCAGCCGCCGCCCAACGCAUGGCAGGUUAUUAAAGGCGUUCUGUUCAGGAUCUUCAUCAUCUGGGCGAUCAGCAGCUUGUUCCGCAGGAGUCCGGCCACGCCGGAGCAGAGCGGGCCAGCCGGUGCCCCACGGGUACCCAGCCGUAACCUCUUCCCCAAGGACACCCUCAUGGAUUUGUAUGUCUACGUUACCCAGGAUGAGCACUUCUCUGAGUUCAAUGAUACAGAGGGCCUAUUCUGGUACCAAAGGGAUCUGGUGUACGGAGACUGGGUCACCGGGGACAACCAAGAUGGCUGCUAUGAGCAGUACCAGGAGAUGGACAUCCCUGAGAAGGUGCUGCAGAACGGCUCUCUCUACAUCCAUGUGUACUUCACUAAGAGUGGGUUCCACCCAGACCCUAAGCGCAAGGGCGAAUAUCGCCGGCUGGCCACAGUGCACGCCUCUCGAAUGCUGAACAAGUACAAGCGCAGAAAGUUCCUGAAGACCAAAAACCUGCUGACUGGCGAGACUGAGGCCGACCCCGAGAUGAUCAAGCGAGCGGAGAGCCACGGUCCAGUAGAGGUGAUUUCCCAUUGGCACCCCAACCUCACCAUCAACAUGGUGGACGACCACACAGCCUGGGUGAAGGGCUCUGUGCCCCCACCUCUGGAUCAACAUGUGAAAUUCGACGCGGUGAGCGGGGACUACUACCCCAUCGUCUACUUUAAUGACUACUGGAACCUGCAGAAGGACUACUACCCCAUCAACGACACGCUGGAGAAGCUCCCGCUGCGCCUGACCUUCUGCCCCCUCUCGCUGUGGCGCUGGCAGCUCUACGCCGCCCAGAACGCCAAGUCCCCCUGGAACUUCCUGGCCGACGAGACCUAUGAGCAGUCGGACGAGGACCAGGACUCCGUCAAGGUGGCUCUGCUGGAGACCAAUCCCUACCUGCUGGGCGUGACCAUCGUGGUGUCCAUCGUCCACAGCAUCUUCGAGUUCCUGGCCUUCAAGAAUGACAUCCAGUUCUGGAACAGCCGGCAGUCCCUGGAGGGGCUCUCCGUGCGCUCCAUCAUCUUCGGCGUCUUCCAGUCCCUCGUGGUCCUGCUCUACAUCCUGGACAAUGAGACCAACUUCGUGGUGCAGGUCAGCGUCUUCAUCGGACUGCUCAUCGACUUCUGGAAGAUCACCAAAGUCAUGGACGUCAAGCUGGACAGAGAGAACAAAUUGGCUGGAAUCAUCCCACGCUUGGUCUUCAAAGACAAGUCCACGUAUGUCCAGUCCUCCACCAAAAUCUACGAUGACAUGGCCUUCAGGUACCUGUCUUGGCUGCUGUACCCGCUGUUUGGCUGCUAUGCUGUCUACAGCUUGUUGUACGUGGAGCACAAAGGCUGGUACUCCUGGGUUCUGAGCAUGUUGUACGGCUUCUUGUUAACCUUCGGCUUCAUCACCAUGACGCCCCAGCUCUUCAUCAACUACAAGAUGAAGUCAGUGGCCCACCUCCCGUGGAGGAUGCUGACCUACAAGGCGCUGAACACCUUCAUCGAUGACCUGUUUGCCUUUGUCAUCAAGAUGCCCAUGAUGUACAGAAUAGGCUGCCUCAGAGAUGAUGUAGUGUUCUUCGUCUACCUGUACCAGCGCUGGAUCUACAGAGUGGAUCCCAACCGCGUCAACGAGUUUGGCACCAGCGGGGUGGACCAACCCAGGGACAGCUCAGAGCAGGGGGCGACGAGCGGCGAGCCGGCCGCCAUCACAGAUAAACCAGAGGGGGAGAAAAAGGACGACUGAGAGCAGGAAGCGCCCAUACCCCCCCGCCCCCACCCCUUGUCCAACCUCUCCCAGAGGAGAUGAUUCGCCGAGGCGAGGCAGAGUUUGUUUCAUUGGCUGGGGAAGAGAACAGAGCUACUGUAUUCUGUAAUGGGCACCUCAACCAAUUCACUUCAACUUUCCUUUUUGUUUGUUGGGAUCCAUGACAGGUCAUGUUUAAUAUAGACUUCAUGUUUUGUUUUUUUUAUUCCCCUUUUUGCAGUUCCAGUGAAGUAAAGUGUGAUUGUACUGUAUUGUAAUUUUUUUUCCAACUGUUGAGUCUUGGACAGAGGGGUGGGGGGGCGGGGGGGCAGUGCAUAUCUCCAUAUUUUAAAAUGACUGGGUUGGGUGAGGGAGGGGGCAAAAAGGAACCAAGCAUGAUUCUGCUGUCUGUGGAUUCCUUGUGAAUUUUCAUUCCAUGUGUAUGCCUUGCUUUUGGGGCAACUGGUAAAACUGGCAACAUUAUCUAGUCUGGGGGAGGGUUGGUCUUGUCUGUAAGUUGAGCCAAAAUGGCUGAUGGCUGACCCUACCCAAACACUACACACAUUGAGGCUACCCUAGAUUUUAAACAAGAUAAUUGAUGUUCCGAACUUAAGCAGCCUUGUAGGUAUUAAUAUCUGAUGAUAAUAUUAACAAUGAUGUUGACUUGAUUUUGUUUCUCAGUAAUUUUUUUUUCCUUUUGUAUGUACUGAAACUGUACAGAAUCACAGCUUGUACUCUUGAUAAUACUGAUGUCAAACUCAAAUAUUAUAGCCGAUGUACAACGUGUAAUUUUGCCCCGGAUUGCCCACUUGAAUUCUGCUGCGUUUGCACUUCUAGCCGUAGCUGCAAGGCCUCUUUGUCUAAUACAGUAGAGUCCCAACAUCUGGUUGUGUACGAGAUUAAUGCAUUUUUUGGUAUUUAUUAUUUUGGAUGCUGUAUAUCUCAACGGAGGAGGGGGAUUGUUUAAUACUUAUUGAAUUCUGAUCACUCAAUGUUCAUAUUUAUAGUGCUGCU